GCCACUGUUGGAGGUCAGAACAGCACAGAAUAGCAGAGCUACAAUUUGCAGUAAAAGAAAAAAGAGGCCAGAGACAGAAGAAGGCAGGGAUGAGAUCAACAGAUGGCCCCUUUUCAGAGCAAUAAGGAUCUGAUCUCUACAGGAAUAAAGGAGUUUAAUGUUCUGCUGGAUCAGCAGGUCUUUGAUGAUCCUCUCAUGCCUGAAGAAGACAUGAAAACUGUGGUUAACGACUGGGUGAACCUGUACAUCAACUAUUACAAGAAGCACGUGCUUGGGGAGCAGCGGGAGCAAGACGGAGCUCUGAAAGAGCUUCAGCAAGAGCUGAGUACUUUGGGCAGCCAGUUUCUAGCCAAAUACAGGAUCAUUCUGAAGUCCAAAGAGACCCCUAGCAGUAAACCGCCUUCCUCAUAGCCUAAAGGCUCAGGGCACCCGUCAUGCCUUAGAACCCCAAACUCUUGGCUCUGUGUUAUGUCUUCAGACCAUUCUCCCAUGAUGUCGUUGUAUUUUGACAUGCCAAUAAAGACUGAUACUAA
Rattus rattus (black rat) is the source of this 533-nucleotide messenger RNA. RefSeq names its product alpha hemoglobin stabilizing protein (gene Ahsp). Gene Ontology annotation, cellular component: cytoplasm. The transcript has 3 exons. NCBI's taxonomy places the organism in Eukaryota, Metazoa, Chordata, Mammalia, Rodentia, Muridae. Bases 103 to 411 code for a protein of 102 amino acids. Gene Ontology annotation, molecular function: hemoglobin binding. Gene Ontology annotation, biological process: erythrocyte differentiation; protein folding; protein stabilization. The record is from RefSeq and is a predicted model, not a curated record.